AUGGGCAAACACCAUUCGUCCCGCCAUCAUUCAUCAGGGCGUCAACGAUCUCAUCGAGAUGAUUCAACCUACGAUCGAUAUCGACGAGGAUGCAACCCUCUCUCUUGCUGUAAAUGUAGUUUCGGGGGUAAAACCGCCCAGAGUAUAUUAUUGAUCUUCUUACCUUUCUCCAUCGCUGUAAUUUGUUUCUUGGCUGGGUUCUGGUUGUUACCCGUUUGGGUAUAUGAUGGAGGAUAUCAAGGUGAUAUCAAAAUUGCUGCUCAAGGAUAUGGAGUCAACGGUCAGGAUUCUGGAACUCGGGAGUUUUUAUACUCUACAGCAUCCUGGCCAGAUCCAAUGAGCGGCUUCCCAUUAUUACUCCUCUUCCAUCUCAUCCUCUCCAUCCUCCUCAUCACCUACCUUGUUCUCAUACUCGCAAUCUGCGCAUUUGCCUCAUUCAUAGACGAUCGGAUGCAUGCAUUGGAUAAUGUCGUUUGGGGUUUGGCGAGGAGUAAAGGACAUGACCUGAAUCCUGACAUCUUAGGUUACUUCGUGAAUAUCGUCGCUUUGUGUCUUUGGGUGUUCUGGGUGGUAGCGCAAUGUGCUUCGACGCACGAUAUCAAAGAAUAUUAUGUGACUGGCGGAGGAAGGGUACGGACAAGGUGA
Kwoniella botswanensis is the source of this 645-nucleotide messenger RNA. RefSeq lists its product as uncharacterized. Lineage: Eukaryota; Fungi; Basidiomycota; Tremellomycetes; Tremellales; Cryptococcaceae. The record is from RefSeq and is a predicted model, not a curated record. The coding region runs from base 1 to 645 and encodes 214 amino acids. The transcript has 4 exons.